Molecule: messenger RNA, 1816 nt
Organism: Paramecium pentaurelia
Lineage: Eukaryota; Ciliophora; Oligohymenophorea; Peniculida; Parameciidae
Source: the annotation of a GenBank genome assembly
AUGAUAUAAGAAGCUUAUUUCAUUUGUGUGAGUGCCCAAUGUUAGUAAGAUAGAAUAUUAAAUGAUUGGGAAUCAAUUGUGGCUCAUCAAAAUGAAGGUCAUGAAGUAUUAGAAAAAGAGGAUUUAAUUAAUACCAUAAAUGCUAAAUUAAAUAAGAAAAAGGCUACAUUGCUUUAAGAUUUAUUGGCUAGAAUCCACAAAAUAAUGAUUAAUUAGGAAGAUGCUUUGAUAUCAUUUAUAAAUCAAACAUUUUUUGAAACCUAUAAAAAUUGGAAAGAAUAAAUCUAAUCAUAUUAACAAUUUCAAGAUUAUCUACUUCCUAAUCAAAUUGAUUAAGAUACAACAAUUUCUAAACUAAUAGAUGUAUAUUAGAAUUUAGAUAAUGAAUAACUUCAUUUUUUUAAAGAUUGUUUAUAUUAGACAGAAUAUCAAUAUAAUGAACUUUAAAAAUAAAUUAAGUUGCAUUUCACUAAAACUGAUUAAGAAUUUAAAUUACUCCAAUAAUCUUUAUUUAAUUAAAUAAAAGAAAACAAAAGAUAAAGAGAAUUUAAAUUAUAAUAAUAUCAAUAAAAUGAAAAUAAAAUUAUAAAUCUUCAAAGUGUCUAAUCAUAAUCUAUUCCAAUAAUAUAAAAAGAUAAAUUAAUCAUUAAUACAAUUGAUAAUAAUAAUAUGCUUAAAGAAAUUUAAUUAAAAAGCGAUUUUCAAAAUCAAAAGGAUCCCCUUAUUAUAACUGAAUAAAGAGAUUAAUCAUAAAAGAAUCAUAUCAAUCUUUAAGAAAAUGGAAAUGGUUAAAAUAUGAAUAACAACAAUAAUAAAUAAAAUGAAAAAUAACAAAAAUAUAUUGUAUUAACUAAAUAAAAUUAAGCUCGUAAAAAUUAGAAUUUUGAACAAUAACCCCAUCUUAAAUAAAAUAUCUAAGAACAAUCUUAAAGUCCAAUUCUAUCAUAAGAAAUCUAAUACUAAUAAUAAAUCCAAUCAUCAGAAAAUAUUAUUAAUUGUAAUUCAACAAAGUAAAUUAUUGAUACUAUCCCUUAGAAUCAAAAAUUACCUUUAAGAGGAUAUAAAGAUAAUUAAUAAUAAUUAUAAUAAUAAAAUAAUAAUAUUGUAUAAUAGAAUACUCAAAAUAGUAAUAGUAAAAUCUAAUUACCCCCUGAUUAAUCUAUUAAAAAAAAUAAUGAAAUUGUUCAAGAAGUAAGUUUGUCACCACAAAAACCUCCACCUUUAAAAGGAUAUAAGGAUAGAUAAACUGAAGAAUAAAAAGUGAUCAAAUUGGCAAGAUCUAAUGAUAAAAGAAAUUAUUUAGAUACUGAUCAAAUAAAAGAAAUAUAAUAAAAUACAUCUAAAAGAUUUGAUAUUGAUAAAUCUGAAAAACAUAUGAAAUAUUCUAAUAAAUUUAGCACAAUAUUUAGUAUAAAAGAAUGUUUUGCUAUUGUGGAGGGUGUUUUUAAAUUAACAGAAUAGAAUUAAUUUCAUAUUUAUAUAAGAUCUUCAGUUGAAAAUUAUGAGAUAGAAGCAGGAAUGGUUAAUUUAACUUAAAUUAAAUAAAAGUAAGUCUUUCCAAAAAUUUAUGGAAUCAAUGAAAAAGGAGGUAAUAUCUAUAUUAAUAUUAUUAGAAUGUUUAUCAACUUAAAUAAAAACUCCAAUUUAAUUGCUUUUGAAUUGUUCUUACUUAUUUGCUUUUAUAAAAGAAGAGAAAACUCUUGUGUGUUUAGAUUUAAUGAAAAAUAUUCAAUAUGCAAUUAAAUUACCAAACGAUGAAAUUUCAGAUUAUGUGUUUUUUAUCAAAAUGAGCAACCUAGAAGUCUAACUCAUUUGA